Molecule: messenger RNA, 2471 nt
Organism: Heterocephalus glaber (naked mole-rat)
Lineage: Eukaryota; Metazoa; Chordata; Mammalia; Rodentia; Bathyergidae
Gene: Lsm14b
Product: LSM family member 14B
Molecular function (GO): mRNA binding
Source: RefSeq, a predicted model, not a curated record
CGGUGGCGGAGCGGGCGGGGCCCGGCGCUCGUCCCCCGGCCCGGCGCGCCCCGGCUGCCGCCAUGAGCGGCUCCUCGGGUACCCCGUAUCUGGGCAGCAAGAUCAGCCUCAUUUCCAAGGCACAGAUUCGCUACGAGGGCAUUCUCUACACCAUCGACACCGACAACUCCACCGUGGCUCUCGCCAAAGUGAGGUCCUUUGGUACUGAAGACCGUCCCACAGAUAGGCCUGCUCCCCCAAGAGAGGAAAUUUAUGAGUACAUCAUUUUUCGGGGAAGUGAUAUUAAAGAUAUUACUGUAUGUGAACCUCCGAAAGCUCAGCACACACUCCCUCAGGAUCCUGCUAUCGUUCAGUCUUCCUUGGGCUCUGCCUCUGCCUCGCCCUUCCAGCCACAUGUGCCUUAUAGCCCCUUCAGAGGAAUGCCGCCCUAUGGCCAGCUGGCAGCCAGCUCCCUGCUCAGCCAGCAGUAUGCAUCUUCCUUAGGUCUAGAGAAGUUGGUAAGCCCUCCAGCCUCAGCCGCUGCUUCCAGUCCUAGUUCUUCUCCAUCUCCACAGCCCGUUUCAGAGCUUGACAUGUCCUCAGAGCCACCUCAGCUCACUUCCAAGGGAGCUGGUUUUCCAUCUGCCCCAGUUGGCAAGAGCCCCAUGGUGGAACAGGCUGUCCAGACUGGUUCUGUUGAUAACCUGAAUGCCAAAAAGCUGUUACCUGGCAAGGGCACCUCAGGGAUGCAGCUCAGCGGUCGCCAGGCCCACCCAAGCAGCAAGACCACUGGUGAUAUAGUCCAGCCAGCAGCUGUGCACACUCAAGGGCAGGUGAAUGAUGAGAACAGAAGACCUCAGAGGAGGCGGUCAGGGAAUCGGCGAACAAGGAAUCGCUCCAGAGGGCAAAACCGUCCUACUAAUGUCAAGGAAAACACAAUCAAGUUUGAGGGAGACUUUGAUUUUGAGAGUGCAAAUGCCCAGUUCAACCGAGAAGAACUGGACAAAGAAUUCAAGAAGAAACUAAAUUUUAAAGAGGACAAGGCUGAGAAGGGGGAAGAGAAGGACCAGGCUGUGGUCACUCCGAGUGAUGAAACUCCUGCUGAGGAAGACCUUCUGGGGCCCAACUGCUACUAUGACAAAUCCAAGUCCUUCUUCGACAAUAUCUCUUCUGAACUCAAGACCAGUUCUAGGCGGACAACAUGGGCUGAAGAGAGGAAGCUGAAUACAGAGACCUUUGGGGUAUCAGGGAGGUUCCUUCGAGGCCGCACUUCCCGUGGAGGAUUCCGAGGAGGCAGGGGCAAUGGGACCACUCGGCGCAACCCUACUUCCCACAGAGCCGGGACUGGCAGGGUGUAAAGACGCAGCCUCCUGAGUUCCUGCUAGAGGUACAGGUGGUGCUGCGUAUGUGAGGACACAGGAAAUGCUGCACAUAGAGGAAGUGGGUCCCAUUGUUUACUGAGUUGGGCAAAUUCUCAUACUGCUGCUUAUGUUUGGACUUAAUCGAACUUGGACGUGGUUUGAGUUAGAACCACUUGUUUUGGGGAAGGUAUUCAUGGGUAACCUCUUUGAGGUAUCAUGACCUACGUUCCUUUUCAAUUGUGCAUAGCCUUAUUGUAAGGUUUUGGUAUUUUGCAAAAGUGUUUCUGUAGCAAAGGCUUGAUCCUCACUUGGUGACUGUUUCUUUUUUAUGACAGCUUUGACUUUUAAAGUGGAACCAAAUCUCAUUUGGCAUAUGUGGCAGCCAAGGGCAUCUCUAACCCAUCUGGUCCUUGGUGCUGCUGGCCUGGCACCCUUAUAGCGGGGGGGGGGGUCUCAGGAGCCAGGCAAGGCCAGCACAGGGUGGGAUGGGUGUGUGGUGGGGUGGGUGGGCUGAGGGCAGGGGAAGGGGUGCCCCGUGGAUCAUGUUGUAUGACAGGGUUGGGAGCUGGCAGAGGGUAGGUGGACCGAACAAGUAGCUGAAGUGUUACACAGAGCCCAGUUCUGUAGCUACUGAAGCUGUGGGUUGGAACCCAGGAUGAGCCGUGCUGGUCCUCCUAUCCCUCCCUGCCAAGCCUUUGACCCAUGUUGCUCAGUUGGACUCUGCCACACUUCAGUGUUCUCAUCCACUUGGAAAUGAGCCAGCUUUCGGGGUUGGGGGUGGGGCAAGGUCACUUGACCUUAUUUCUUGAUUGUAAAUAGUUCUUGUUUUUGUUUUAAAGUGAGUGGAGGGAGGGUGGGGAAUAUAAAUUUGUUGCAUGAAUAAAUGGAUCAGACCUCUGAGUAUAAGCAUGCAUCCUCUGACAGGGCAUUUUGUUUAAAAUAAGCACCUUGGUAACUAAAUUUCCUUUAAUAGCUAAAAUGGCUACAGUUCUGUACUGAUUGAGUUACUGCAAAAGCUUGGGUUUAUUUUUGUAGGCCUUUUGGCUGAGAAUUAGAACAUUAGCAUUGGGGUUGCUCUGUUGGAGAAAUGUAAAUUGUAACUAUAAAUAAACAUGCAAACCUUUCAGCUUU